Messenger RNA from Gasterosteus aculeatus aculeatus (three-spined stickleback), 8309 nucleotides. NCBI's taxonomy places the organism in Eukaryota, Metazoa, Chordata, Actinopteri, Perciformes, Gasterosteidae. The record is from RefSeq and is a predicted model, not a curated record.
ACACACACUCAUUCACACACUGUGUACCGAGUCAGGUUCAUCGGCAAAUAUUUAUCUUUUUCUUCUUUUUAAUCCUUAGAGGGAAAGCUGGUAGAUUCAUAAUAAAUAAGCUAUUAGGCAAAAGCUGCGUUUGUGUUGACCAUCUUAACACUGAAGGUGGCGAGAGACGGAGCCUGAUUGCUUUUUUUAACUAACUGGACCUUCAUUACGAAAGAACAUCAUGCUGUAUUGAAGAAAACUUGAAACUAGAGACCAUGAACUCAUGUUAACAGUGUUCAUUGAGGUAAAACAUCGACUCGUUUUCUCAUAGACGUCUAUGAAAGAGUUGAGCAUUGGCUUCAUUUUUAAGAACUGAAGGUUUCCACUUGAUCAAAACAAUGAUUCAUCAUUUUCCGUUAAUGCUCUUUUUUUUGUUCUUAUUUGUUGACAUUUCUUCAUAGUUCUCCUUUUUAAUGGACACCUUUGAUUUGGUUUUUGUUUUGCUUCAUUGUGAAAAUCAGGUUAACAAACACAGUGCUUUGCACAAGUAUUCACCCCCUUUUCCCCAUUUUGUACUGUUACAAACUGGAAUUCAAAUACUUUAAAUAGACUCAACGUGCAACAUACCUUUUUAUUGUGACAAACAAUAAUGUGAAUGAAAAGGUUUGUGUUUGAUGCAUAAGUAUUCACCCCCCCGAGUCAAUAUUUGGUAGAACCCACUUUCACUGCAAUUCUGUAGUCAUGUAGAUGUGGAAGCGUUCAUCUAUUCAUCUUGGCAAAAAAGCUGAAGCUCAGUCAGAUUUGAUUUGAGACCAUCUUUGAAAAGCAAUUUUCAAAUCUUUAGAUCGAUUCUCAAUGGGAUGGAGGUUUGGGCUUUGACUGGGCUAUUUUAAAGCUUCAACACGCUUCGAUUAAAGCUCUGACUGUAUGUUGAGGGUCAUUGUCCUGCUGGAAGAUGAACCGCCACAGUCUCAAGUCUUCUGCAGACUGCAUCAUAUUGCCGUGUAUUUGGCUCCAUCCAUCUCGCCCUCAAUUCUGACUAGUUUGCCUGUAGCUGCUGAAGAGAAGCAUUCCCACAGCAUGAUGCUUCCACCACCACGUUUCCCUGUUGGGAUGGUGUGUCAGGCUGAUGGGCAGAGUUGGGUUUCCACCACACACUGUUUUGCGUUAAGCCCAAAAAGUUUAAUUUUCGUCUCAACUGACCAGAGUACUUUCUUCCACAUGUUUGCUGUGUCUCCCAUAUAACCCAUGUGGCAAACUGCAAAUGGGAUUUCUUAUCAUUUACUUUUAACAGCGGCUUACUUCUUGCCACUCUUCCAUAAAGGCAUGGCUUAGAGUUGUCCUGUGGACAGAUUCUCCCACUUCAGCUGUGCAUCUUUGCUGCUCUUAAAGAGUUCCCAUGGGCCUCUUGGUUGCUUCUGAUUCAUUUUCUCCUUGGCCGGCUUGUCAGUUUGGGUGGAUGGCCCAGGUUUGCACUUGUGCCAUGUUCUUUCCAUUGUUUGAUGAUGGAUUCGACGGUGCUCGCAAUAUUGUUUUUUUACAAUAUUGUUUUAUUACCUAACCUUGCUUCAUACUUGACAAAAACACUUUAUUAGCUGGAGAACACAGGGAUACACAGGGCACCGAGUCUCACCAACAAGGAUUAACUGAAGAAGACAAGGAACACACCUGUUAAACCUGUUUAACAGCCAUAAAAAAAGAAAUCGCCAUGUUACCAAAAACACGUAUAAAUAAAUCAGAAUAUAGAGAGCAAUGAAACUGGGAAGUGUUGCACAUGUAAUUGCAGAGAAAAACAAAUAACCAUGAAACUUCCCCAGUUGAUAACUUGCUUAAAGAGUGUGGAUAUGCAAAUGAGGCAGCGUCUAAUAGUAACUUUAACUGAAUUGAAACUAGUGCUUUCUAACACACACCGAGGCACCUACACAGAGAUUACAUUGCAGACCGGUGGACCCUAUUUACUAAUUACGUGACUUGUGAAGGCAAUUGCAUCCGAUCUUUGUUUGGGGUUUUACAGUAAACUUCCAAAUUUUGGUUGAGUGAAAUGAACACUGGUUCAGACUGUAAAAGCACAUAUGAUCCAUGGAAGUGGAAGAUCUUGUCCUCUCAUCUAUCUCAAAUGUUUGGAAAUUAUAUUUUUUCGCACUUAUUACCCAAAAUACAGCCUACUCCUAAUUGUAAGUUUGUUAUAGAUGCGUAUUUACACACCCGGGUGGCUGCUGUGCUUUCUGUGUACUGCUAUCCGUUUAUUUUCUCUUUCAUAUAAUUUACUUUUGAAGAUUAGUCAGAAAUGGACUUAUGCACAUUCAGCUGACUUCUUUCAUCCUGCAACCUUAGUUUAAAUUACAUUGUUUCAGUUUUCACAAUUGAGUUAAAAAAUAUUGCAUUCCGAAGGGCAUUUGAAAUGGAGAGUGGACAUUGUUCAUUUGUUCACAGAGGAUAAAAAUCACAUGUUCUGUCUGUCACUUUAAGGGGCGCAUUUCACACAAAUUACCCAAGUCCCUCGUGUCUUGCUCAGACAGCUCCUGUGUGUGUGUGUGUGUGUGUGUGUGUGUGUGUGUGUGUGUGUGUGUGUGUGUGUGUGAGAUCAGGGGCUAUGGGCUGAGAAUAAAAGCCAGCUUCGUGGAGCCACAAGUGUCCAGUUAUUAGCAUGCUGGUCUGGUCACCGUGGCUCUGCUGCCUUUCUACUUUUAACACGGUCCGACUUCGGGCCUGCUAUUGGCUGGCAUCACUCGGCAUCAACAAAUGUAAAUGUACAUUUGACUGCAGAAAAUCACAGGAACUUCUAAGAAUGACAAAAAUUAGAAUGAAAAGAACGGCAGCAUUCUUUUUUUAUUGAGCUCGGGAUUCAUAAAUCUUUGGAAGCGGACUUGGCAGAUUUCAUUGCAUCUUUUUUAACUUGACCGUAUCCUGGCGACCAGCUGUCAAAAGAAACAACUCUUUCUUGGAAACAAAAGAAGCACUGGAGACAUCAACAUCCCCUCCGUCCUCGGCAUUCCCGACCAGAGCCGAGGUAUCCGUCUUCAGAGAAGGCGGAAGACGCUCCAAGAUGCCCAACCUCAACCCGCCGGACGACCACGACUACAGGAACUCUCUCCAGGAUCCGGUGUCGCUGAACGUUGGUGGGGAAGUCUACACCACGACCCUUGACACCCUGACCCGCUGCCGCGACUCCAUGCUCGGCGCCAUGUUCACCGGACAAAUGCCUGUGCUGAGAGAUCACGGAGGGAACGUCUUCAUUGACCGAGAUGGUAAAGUGUUCCGGUACAUUCUGAACUACCUGCGGUCCAGCUCCCUGGACCUGCCGGACGGAUUUUCCGAGCUGUCACUGCUGCGGAGGGAGGCAGAUUUCUUCCAGAUACGUCCCCUGCUGGAGGAGAUUGGCCGCUACGAGGCGUCCGUACCUCUCAGCCUUCGUGGAGGGCCGUUAGGAGCCAUGAUUGUGGUGAAUGUUUAUUCCGAGGUCCGCGUGCUCCACUUUAACUUACGCCAUGGGCCGGAAAACUAUGAACUCCGCACAUGCUCUGUGCGAGCCUUCUCGGUGGACCUCUUCUGUACCUGGGGGGCCUUCAUGGCCCUCCUCUGUGAGCGCUUUUCCUACAGAACGCCCCAAGGCCUUGCAAGCCCCUGUCCCUGCAACCCAACGAAUAAUAGGCUGAAACUAGAGUGGGUGCCAAGGCCCGACGAACUGCCGCGGGACCAGUACGACAAGCAGGGCUACCGGGGUCUAGCCGUGUCCUAUCCGGAGCCCCCGCAGUCAGACGACAUCAUAGACACGCACCGCAACCCAAGCGAUAUCGCGGACAUGCAGGGCUUUGUGGAGGAGUUGCUGAAGGUGUCUUUGGCUGAAGGCUUCAAGGUUGAUCUGGUGACCCCGGACCCAGCAGAAAUACUUAACUGCACCUCACUCCGGCUUGUCAAGUGCUGAGCGUUGGAGACGCUGCGUAUAAAAUGACCUGGAUCUACUGCAUCUUUGGGAGCGCUAGCGUUUCCUUAACUCCUCGUCCCGGCUGUUCGGGCUGCGCUCUCUCCCAUGAAUGGCAGUUUGUUAUUCUAAAGCAGAGGUCUUCAACGUUUUUCAAGCCAAGGUCCCCCAAACUGAUGGCGAGGUGGAGCAGGGACCCCCUAUUCUACGGAGUUUGGUCCGCCAUCUUUUAUUUUUGAGCUUCACGCUCUUUAGACGUGAGCCUAAACGCGAUCUGAUGCUCUCUCGUAUUCGCAUGAACGGAGCUGUGAGUGAACCGGUGCCCAGCUUGAGAGCUGCUGAGGGAAGCUGAAUGUGUGUGUUGCGCACUGACGGAUAACGUCUUCUCCAUCAAUUUAUCCGUUCGCUUCAAUAUGUUGGAUUCAUGUUAAUGUGUCUUAUCAACCAAAAAUUUCACGACCCCCCUGCAGUACCUUCGCGGACCCCCUGUUGAAGACCUCUGUUCUAAAGGAUAUAAAUCAGGCUUUUGGUGCAUUUUGUAACUUUUAGGACCUACUAAUUUGAAUUGGGGCUGAAUUAUUGUGCCUAAAGAAGUAUACGUUUAAAAAAAUUAUUAUUUGCUGAUCUGGGAAGCACCGUUUGGCCACUACAAAAAGCCUGCCGCGUCUAGGACUUUUCCAAAACAUUGCUGGCUUUAUCUAUCCGUUGAAGUGAUUCUUUUGGGUCAAACAGAGAUGUCUAUUGAUUAUCUGUUGACGGGCCUGUUAUGUAUAGAGCUGUGAUGCAGUGACAGUACAGCAGUGAGUUGGAAAUAAUUCCGCCAAGGGAUGAGACGUUUUUUCCGGAUUCCACAGGCUGCUCCAGGCCAGGACUCCCUUCUGCUUCCCAUGCAGUCCUGUAAAUCCAUCCAGCCCUUUCAUCUUCAUUUAUUAACUUAUGAUUUAGAAGAAUUCUGUUCUCUAUUUUCCAUUCCCCAAGCACUCUAUAGGUGAGUUUGAAGGGAGGGUCAACAUCACUCUUGUAUUACUUGUUUUAUUUACCUCUUAUGUGGGGUUUUCUUGAUGCCUAAGAGGCGUUUUGUGUGUAUUUCACGGCAUGUCACAAACUCUUUCUUUUCGAACACAAUGACUUCCUGGAUUCCUGGGGUUCCGUGAGGUUGCCGGGUAACCAGCAGACAAUUCAGUUCUGGUGAUUAGCCGAAAGCCCAAAAAUGUUUAAGCCAGGCUGGCUGUCUCCAAUCGUUAUGCUAAGCUUAGAGAAAGACUUCCAUACUAUAGCUGCUGUCAAUAGAGAGAUAUGAGGGCUGUCUGACAAACACAGGACUUUCACCCAAGAGACCAGUGUUUGUGUCCCCUGUAAAACCAAAAGUCCAUGUUGUGUUGUGUAAAACAACUUUUAUUAACUACAUUUUUUAACUCAAAACAAAAUCUUCGGUUUCCCCAAGCUAAAGAAGUAUUUUUGUUGCCUGAAUCUAAAGAACUAGCGUCGUUAGCUGAACCUAAAUAACUAUCCUCGUUACCUGAACCUAAAUAACUAGCCUCGUUACCUGAACCUAAAGAAGUAGCCUCGUUAACUGAACCUAAAGAAGUAGACUCGUUAGGUGAACUUAAAGAAGUAGCCUCGUUAGCUGAACCUGAAUAAGUAGCCUCGUUAGCUGAACCUGAAUAAGUAGCCUUGUUAGCUGAACCUAAAUAACUAGCCUCGUUAGCUGAACCUAAAGACGUAGCGUCGUUAGCUGAACCUAAAGAAGUAGCCCCGUUAGCUGAACCUAAAUAGCUAGCCUCGUUACCUGAACCUAAAGAAGUAGCGUCGUUAGCUGAACCUAAAUUACUAGCCUCGUUACCUAAACCUAAAUAAGUAGCCUCGUUACCUGAAUCUAAAUACGUGGCCUUGUUACCUGAACCUAAAUAACUAUCCUCGUUACCUGAACCUAAAUAACUAGCCUUGUUAGCUGAACCUAAAUAACUAGCCUCGUUAGCUGAACCUAAAUAACUAGCCUCGUUAGCUGAACCUAAAUAACUAUCCUCGUUAGCUGAACUUAAAGAAGUAGACUCGUUAGGUGAACUUAAAGAAGUAGCCUCGUUAGCUGAACCUGAAUAAAGUAGCCUCGUUAGCUGAACCUAAAUAACUAGCCCUCGUUAGCUGAACCUAAAUAACUAGCCUCGUUAGCUGAACCUAAAUAACUAGCCUCGUUAACUGAACUUAAAUAACUAGCCUCGUUAGCUGAACCUAAACAACUAGCCUCGUUAGCUGAACCUAAAUAGCUAGCCUCGUUAGCUGAACCUAAAUAACUAGCGUCGUUAGCUGAACCUAAAUAACUAGCGUCGUUAGCUGAACCUAAAUAACUAGCCUCAUUACCUGAACCUAAAUAACUAGCCUCGUUACCUGAAACUAAAUGAGUAGCCUCGUUACCUGAAACUAAAUAAGUGGCCUUGUUACCUGAACCUAAAUAAGUGGCCUUGUUACCUGAACCUAAAUAACUAUCCUCGUUACCUGAACCUAAAUAACUAGCCUCGUUAACUGAACUUAAAUAACUAUCCUCGUUACCUGAACCUAAAGAAGUAGACUCGUUAGGUGAACUUAAAGAAGUAGCCUCGUUAGCUGAACCUGAAUAAGUAGCCUCGUUAGCUCAACCUAAAUAACUAGCCUCGUUACCUGAACCUAAAGAAGUAGCCUCGUUAGUUGAACCUAAAUAGCUAGCCUCGUUACCUGAACCUAAAUAGCUAGCCUUGUUAGCUGAACCUAAAUAGCUAGCCUCGUUACCUGAACCUAAAUAAGUGGCCUCGUUACCUGAAACUAAAUACGUGGCCUUGUUACCUGAACCUAAAUAACUAUCCUCGUUACCUGAACCUAAAUAAGUGGCCUUGUUACUUGAACCUAAAUAACUAGCCUCGUUAGCUGAACCUAAAUAACUAGCCUCGUUAGCUGAACCUAAAUAACUAGCCUUGUUAGCUGAACCUAAAUAACUAGCCUCGUUACCUAAACCUAAAUAACUAGCCUCGUUACCUGAACCUAAAGAAGUAGCCUCGUUACCUGAACCUAAAGAGGUAGCCUCGUUAGCUCAACCUAAAUAACUAGCCUCGUUACCUGAACCUAAAGAAGUAGCCUCGUUAGUUGAACCUAAAGAGGUAGCCUCGUUACCUGAACCUAAAGAGGUAGCCUCGUUAGCUGAACCUAAAUAGCUAGCCUCGUUAGCUGAACCUAAAUAGCUAGCCUCGUUAGCUGAACCUAAAUAGCUAUCCUCGUUAGCUGAACCUAAAUAACUAGCGUUGUUAGCUGAACCUAAAUAACUAGCGUUGUUAGCUGAGCCUAAAUGAGUAGCCUCGUUACCUGAAACUAAAUGAGUAGCCUCGUUACCUGAAACUAAAUGAGUAGCCUCGUUACCUGAAACUAAAUAAGUGGCCUUGUUACCUGAACCUAAAUAAGUGGCCUUGUUACCUGAACCUAAAUAACUAGCCUCGUUACCUGAACCUAAAUAACUAGCCUCGUUACCUAAACCUAAAGAGGAAGCCUCGUUACCUGAAACUAAAUAGCUAGCCUCGUUAGCUGAACCUAAAUAGCUAGCCUCGUUAGCUGAACCUAAAUAACUAGCGUUGUUAGCUGAACCUAAAUAACUAGCGUUGUUAGCUGAACCUAAAUAACUAUCCUUGUUACCUGAGCCUAAAUGAGUAGCCUCGUUACCUGAAACUAAAUAAGUGGCCUUGUUACCUGAAUGCAGUGGUUCCCAAACCUUGAUGUUUUACGUAAAUUGUAGGCUUCCCGACCACCCCCACAUCACAUAUUGUAGCUUUGUUUUGAACGAAUUGCAUUACGGUAUAUAAACUAAAUAAUAUAUUAGUUUUUCUUUCGAAAAUAACUAUAAAUUACUUUACUUUUCCUCGUCAGUAUUAAAAUUUUGACUAAGAAUAAAAUAGCAAUAAUAUUAAACCACUGGGGUCUCUCUUGGUCAACAGACAUGUAUGCCCCAUUCUAUAUUCCUACAUUUACCUUGUUUUGUGCCGUUGGUCGCGUUUCUUGUUCAUCCUAUUAGCACAUUGCGACCUUAUUUAUUUUUUAUCAGUGUCUCUCUCUCACUCGUCUGAGCCGCUGUGAGUGUGUGGAUGAAACGCAGCGUAUUCCCUUUCUUUACAACUUGUUUGCAAUUGUAUUUGUUAUUAUUUUAUUUUAAAAUGUUUUACUGAUCUGUGUGUGUCUCUGUGCCUGGGUACGGGUUUCCGUAAUGAAGUUGCGCUCCCUCUGUAAAUCAGUUACAUUUUGUGUUUUGUGUAAUUAGGAUUUUACUGAGAUAAUUUCACUUUUUUACAUUGUUGACCUGAAUGGGAAGGUGACAUUUCGUUAGACUUAAUUGAUAAUGAAUAGUUCUUUCCAACGGAAAUAAAUACAUUUACACCAAUGCUCCUCAUUACAA